AAAUUUUGUAGUUCCUCUCAAGUGAAGUCUCAAAACUCGCCUCACAUGAGUAUGAGCACUGACUCCGUGGUAUUCACGUGGCUCGCCGUCGGACUCGGACAUGAGCCUGUUGUUAGAAAUGCCAGUGGUUUCAUGUUAUUCGAUUUCUAUUUUUUCUAUUUUCAAUUAUUUUUUCAAUUUAUUUUCACUUUUUCAAAGUUGGUUUGCAAUGGUAAUGAUAAUGGUAGGAACUCACAGCUGUCAGCAUUUAACUUUUGAGUAUUUUUAAGAGGCCUAGUUAUCAUUUGGUUAUUGUCCAUUGUGUACAAAAUUUCAGAUAGAUCUCUUUGGAGUAUAAGAGUACUGGAGUACUGUAUAUACAGUAUGCUAUAUAAACUUCACUGAUGGAACACUACAAAAAAUUGAACAGCAGACCAGUUGUUGAAGACCCAAAGGAACCGUGGGAUGUUUAUGUUGGUAGUGGAAGCAAAGUCAAAGCUGUCAUCAGCAAAGCAUUGAAAAUAUUAAAUGAGAAUGGAGAAAAGGUAGUAUUAAUUGGAUUUGGCCCCACAUUGAACAAAGCUAUAACAUGUGUGGAGAUAAUAAAAAGAAAAGAACAGGACCUUCAUCAGAAUAACAAGCUAUUUUACAAAAAAAUGGAAGAUACAUGGGAACCAAACCAAGAGGGCUUAGACAGGUUAACUGUAUCAAGAAAUGUUCCAGCCAUCAAAAUAGUUUUAUCAAGGAUCCCUCUUAAUGUGAAUGAACCAGGAUAUCAAGCUCCUGUGAGUGUUUCAAAAAAGAAGACUUUGGAUUAUCGCAAACAAAGGGCAGGUUAUUCGGCCAAAGGAAACAAAGAAACUACUGAAAAGAAACAUGGUGCAGAGACCCGCCAAAGAAACGAACAUAUGUCAAAAACAAAACGUUUUAAAUCUUCACAACAUUGAAUAAACCAUUCAUGUGAUAGAAAUAUUGCAUAACAAGGAAUAAAUGAAGACGCAUAGUCACGCUGAACAUUGCCACCAAAAGAUCCGAUACAGCAAGCGUUGCAACGAAAUACUUAUUCGCAUUGUGGAGGCGUUUAUCCAGAUAAGUGGCUGUCAAAACCAGUAGAUUUCCAGCUAA
Messenger RNA from Dendronephthya gigantea, 1104 nucleotides. Its product is annotated as ribonuclease P protein subunit p25-like protein. The transcript is spliced from 7 exons. Gene Ontology annotation, molecular function: RNA binding. Gene Ontology annotation, biological process: tRNA 5'-leader removal. Gene Ontology annotation, cellular component: ribonuclease MRP complex. The coding region runs from base 384 to 926 and encodes 180 amino acids. NCBI's taxonomy places the organism in Eukaryota, Metazoa, Cnidaria, Anthozoa, Malacalcyonacea, Nephtheidae. The record is from RefSeq and is a predicted model, not a curated record.